AUGAAGAUGGGAGUCCGAGUAUGGAUCAUGAUGCUGCUGCUGGCAAUCGGGGUGCAAGGACUGCGGAUCCCUCUGAAGAAAUUCCCAUCAGUCCGGAAUCGCUUUGGCCAGUCGGGCCUGCCCAUCGCUGACCUGCUAAGACGAGGAGGACUCAGGGCUGGAAAGCCCCCGAACGCUACCGUCACUCACCAACGUCUCCACAAUUAUAUGGAUGCACAGUACUAUGGGGAAAUCGGCAUUGGGACCCCGCCUCAGCAAUUCACCGUCGUCUUUGAUACCGGCUCUUCUAAUUUGUGGGUGCCCUCCUCCAAAUGUUGCCUGGCUCACAUGGCAUGCUGGGUUCACAGUCACUACCGGUCCUUCUUCUCUCGCACCCACGAGGCCGAUAACUCUAAAUUUGCGAUCCACUAUGGAAGCGGCAGCCUCAAAGGAUUCUUGAGCCGGGAUGUUCUCCAGAUUGGCAACAUGACCAUUCAUAACCAGACAUUUGCCGAGGCAACAGACCUGCCAGGUCUGGUUUUUGUAGCUGCCAAGUUCGAUGGUAUCUUGGGGCUGGGCUACCCCACCAUAUCGGUGAAGAAUAUCACCCCACCCUUUGAUCACAUGAUGCAGGAGAAGAUGCUCAAGAAAAACAUCUUUACAUUUCAUCUCUGCAACACCAACUAUGUCUCCCAAGACCAUGGGGGAGAAAUCACCUUUGGGGAGAUCAAUCACGAUGCCUACGAGGGGGAGAUUCAAUACCAUCCUGUGUCACGCAAGGCCUACUGGCAGAUCAAGAUGGACAAAGUGGACAGGGAGAAUUCGGGGAAGAUAUGCAAGGGCGGCUGCGACGGAAUUGUGGACACGGGGACGUCUCUUAUCACGGGGCCUACCGAUGAUAUCCGCGAAUUGCACGAGGCUAUUGGGGCUGAACACGCCUGGGGAGGGCAGUACUUGAUAGAUUGCGAAAAGAUGACUACGUUACCGAAUGUGACUUUCCACCUCGGUGGCAAACCACACACUCUGACCCCGGAUAUGUACACCCUCAAGGUGACCCAGAUGAAAAUGACCACUUGCGUCAGCGGCUUCAUGAGCCUCGACAUCCCCGCCCCUACCGGCCCCCUCUGGAUCCUGGGCGACGUUUUCCUCCGCCAGUAUUACUCCAUCUAUGACCGAGAUAACGACCGUGUUGGGUUGGCCCUUUCCAAACGAACCCUCUGCGGCAACUCUUCGGACGCGGAGACGACCGCGGCUCCCACCGUGGCAAGUACCACAGCCGCCAGUGGAAGCACCACCUCUGCCAGCUCAGAAGGUUCAGAAGCGCAAUGCUAG
Messenger RNA from Euleptes europaea (tarantolino), 1311 nucleotides. RefSeq names its product cathepsin D-like. Gene Ontology annotation, biological process: proteolysis. The transcript is spliced from 10 exons. The record is from RefSeq and is a predicted model, not a curated record. The coding region runs from base 1 to 1311 and encodes 436 amino acids. Gene Ontology annotation, cellular component: lysosome. NCBI's taxonomy places the organism in Eukaryota, Metazoa, Chordata, Lepidosauria, Squamata, Sphaerodactylidae. Gene Ontology annotation, molecular function: aspartic-type endopeptidase activity.